AUGAAAAAAUCAAAGAAGCAGACAAAAGAGAAGCGCCCAGAUAGUCUACAACUGCUUAAAUUCGUUCAAGGCGACAAUCCAGCGCUAUUGAACUCGCUCUUCGCAAAGGAUCGUCUGAAGACAUUCGAGAACUUUGUCUAUGAUGAUCAAAAAGACGCGUAUUGUAACUCGAAGAAGCUAGCGGCCGCCGGUUUCCGAUUUUGUGGCGAUGUCGGUGAACCGGAUGCUCUAUGCCCAUUUUGCUCAAAAGAGAUGAGUUUCGAUCCAGAAGAUGAUCCUUGGGAUGAGCACAAAAAGCAUUGCCCAAAAUGCCCAUUUGUUGUUGUCAAUGAAUUGGAUGAGGCAAAGUGGACAGUGGACAAUCUAUUGCUUUUGAUCGCCGCCUUGCAGACCAAUGAAAAGAAAGCUGCCGUCACAAAACUGAGCGAUCAGUUGGCCACAAUGUUCAACGAUGUCCUGCUUUCGCUUUCAACAAAA
This is a messenger RNA of Mesorhabditis belari, 477 nucleotides long. NCBI's taxonomy places the organism in Eukaryota, Metazoa, Nematoda, Chromadorea, Rhabditida, Rhabditidae. The record is from the annotation of a GenBank genome assembly.